CUGAUCCCUGUUCAAAGCCGCGGGAGCCGGAUACGCCACCGACUCGUCUUCCUGUUCUGCCGGGGACGAACUGACUAAAAUGCAUCGUGAUAGAAGUGAAAUUUAACUGUUGUGUGCAGUUUUACCGGAACCAAGUUGUUUGUUGGUUUAACAUCAGGCGCGUUUGAGUUGAUUUGUGCGAAAAGAGAACUUCGCUUUCGGUUGUGAGCCGUUUGCCACAAAAAUGGCUCCGACGAUCCAGACACAAGCGCAACGAGAAGACGGACACAGUAGGUCGUCCUCUCACAGAUCUGUCCCAGAGAGGUCGGGGGUUGUCUGUCGAGUGAAGUACUGCAACAGCUUGCCCGACAUUCCCUUUGAUCCUAAAUUCAUCACAUAUCCAUUUGAUCAGCACAGGUUUGUACAGUAUAAAGCCACUUCUCUAGAGAAGCAGCACAAGCAUGAGCUGCUGACUGAGCCAGACCUUGGGGUCACCAUUGACCUCAUCAACCCAGACACCUACCGCAUAGACCCCAACAUAUUGUUGGAUCCAGCGGAUGAAAAACUGUUGGAAGAGGACAUCCAGGCUCCAUCCAGUUCAAAGAGGUCCCAGCAGCAUGCCAAAGUGGUCCCAUGGAUGAGAAAGACGGAAUAUAUUUCUACAGAGUUUAACAGAUAUGGUGUUUCAAAUGAGAAAGUGGAAGUCAAGAUCGGUGUAUCGGUCAAACAACAGUUCACAGAAGAAGAGAUCUACAAGGACAGAGACAGCCAGAUUUCUGCUAUCGAGAAGACAUUUGAGGAUGCACAGAAGUCGAUUGCACAGCACUACAGCAAACCCAGAGUUACUCCUGUGGAGGUACUACCUGUGUUCCCUGACUUCAAGAUGUGGAUCAACCCAUGUGCUCAGGUCAUCUUUGACUCUGAUCCGGCACCUAAAGACCAAUCAGCACCACUAGGAGUGGACAUGAUGUCUCAGGCCAUGAUCAGAGGCAUGAUGGAUGAGGAAGGAAAUCAAUUUGUGGCCUACUUCCUGCCCAACGAAGACACACUUCGCAAGCGCAAGAGAGAUUGUGACGAGGGCGUGGAUUACAUGGCUGAGGAUCUAUAUGAUUACAAGAUCGCCAGGGAGUACAACUGGAAUGUCAAGAACAAAGCCAGCAAAGGUUAUGAGGAGAACUACUUCUUUAUCUUCAGAGAUGGAGAUGGUGUUUACUACAAUGAGCUGGAGACGAGGGUGCGGCUGAGCAAGAGAAGAGCCAAGGCUGGAGCACAGUCGACCACAAACGCAGUGCUGGUUUGUAAGCACAGAGACAUGAACGAGAAGGAGCUUGAAGCUCAGGAUGCACGUAAAGCUCAGCUGGAGAACCAUGAGCCAGAAGAUGAAGAAGAAGAUAUGGACUUGGACAAAGACCUGCAGGACUCCGGUGACGAGAAAGAGAAGGGUAGCGGCAGCGAGGCCGAGAACUCUGGUAGUGAAUCCGAGAAGGAGGAUGAGGAGCGACAACAGAGGGGAGACGAUGAAGAAGAGGACGAGGACAAAGGGAAGAGACAGAGGAAAGUCAGCGGCAGCGGAAGUGAAAGUGGCGAGGAGAGGACCAGAGAAAUGCGUGACGAGGAAGAGAUCUUUGGCAGUGACGAUGACAGCGAGGACAACGAAGACAACGAGGACAAUGAGGACAACGAGCCCAAGAAUUCGGCCAGGAGCAGCGGGGACGAGGGCAGUGGAAGCGAGGAUGAAGGAAGAAACAGGGGUGGCAGCAGGAGUCGCAGUGCAUCUCCAGCCCACAGCGACCGCAGCAGCGAUCAUUCAGAGACCCGGGCUCAGAGCGGAAGUGGAAGUGAGAGAGCCUCAGACUCCAGUGAUGCCAGUGACAGUGAAUAAGAUGCAUCUGUCUUAUCUGUACAUCCAGCUACAAACAUUUAUGAUUGCUUCUGAAAUCCCCAGUGAGAUUUGUGAGCAAGAUGCUCAUUGGCUUCGGACUGGAGACAUCUCUCUUCAAUCCAGUUUUUAGAUUUAGCUCAGUAUGUAUUUGUACACCAUUUCUGUUUAUGUCUGUCAGAUCUUCAUCACAGGAUCAUGUCAAAAUAAAUGUCUUUAUUCUCCCAGAUUUUUGCAUGUCAUUAUGUCACAGCUUUGGAACUGAUUUUGAAUUGCAGGUGGCAUUUUGUAAUAAACUCUGGUCAAAGGUU
Scophthalmus maximus (turbot) is the source of this 2169-nucleotide messenger RNA. RefSeq names its product PAF1 homolog, Paf1/RNA polymerase II complex component (gene paf1). The coding region runs from base 224 to 1861 and encodes 545 amino acids. Gene Ontology annotation, molecular function: chromatin binding; RNA polymerase II complex binding. The transcript is spliced from 14 exons. Gene Ontology annotation, biological process: transcription elongation by RNA polymerase II. Gene Ontology annotation, cellular component: Cdc73/Paf1 complex. The record is from RefSeq and is a predicted model, not a curated record. Lineage: Eukaryota; Metazoa; Chordata; Actinopteri; Pleuronectiformes; Scophthalmidae.